AUGGAUAAUCUUGUUUUACAACUAAAACAACUCAUUACUAAUCAAGAUAUCAUCACUUCAACAACAACACAUCUUCAUCGACAACAACAACAACAACAACUCACCCCACAUAUUGCCCUCCAACCUGUAUUCGAAUAUAUUCCUCAACCAUUAAUCAACUUUUGGUACAGGAAAACCCCACAACAGAGAAAUACACUUUUAUUAAAAAUCCUUAUCACAACCUCCCUUGUAUUUUAUAUUCUUUUGCCUUCAUUACCAGGAUUCAACAACAAUAACUCGAGAAUGUUUACUAAGCGCCCAGAUAAGCAUACUACAGGAUUAAUUAACUUGAGAAAUGAUUGUUUUGCCAAUUCUUCUUUACAAGCAUAUUCAUCAUUACCUUCAUUGACUGAGUAUCUCAACAAAUUCAUCACCAGUUUCAAUCAACUUGUAAAUUUCAUCAAAUCUCACAAUAUCAAUACUGAUGAAUUGAUUCAAUUAAGAAUUGAACAUCAUAAAUCUCUACAAAAUGACAAAUUCAAAUCAUCAAAUCAAAAAUUUGAUAUUCCCUUGCAUAUAGCAAUGGCCUCAAUGGUGAAGAGGUUACAAGAGACACAAAUGACAUCUAAGACUAUUUCAGUUUGGACUUUUUUACAUGAAUUGGAAAAAAUUUUUAAUGCCAAAAUCUCAAGAAGUCAACAUGAUGCUCAAGAGUUAACCCAAUUGAUUAAUGAAACUUUGGAAAAUGAAAACUUAAAGUUGAAGAGUUUCCAUAAGUUCAUUACUUUACAUUUGCAUCAAGUGGUUCCUAAGGGUGUACAACCGUCACCACAAGAUUAUACCACUUUGGAACAAAUUUCAGUACCAGAGUUCCCAUUUGAUGGUUUGAUUUUGGGUCAAAUGACUUGUUUGACAUGCCAUGGUGUUUCUAAACCAACAUUUACUCCAUUUGUUAUGUUGACUUUACCUUUACCUAUGCAACCAUUGGUUAAAUUGGAAACCUUAUUGGAAGAAAAUGAGAGCGAAACUAUUGAGGGAUACCAAUGUAUCAAAUGCAGGUUAGACAAAAUUGUUGCCAAUGAGAAUGCGUAUGCUGAACAUCACAAUGGAGAGCCAAGACAGGUAUCACCACAAGAAGAGCAAUUCUUACAACAAAUUAAUGAGUUGGAUAAGAAUCCGCACUUGUGUAUAAAUGAAGAUUUGCCUCAACCAUUGGAAGACUAUAUCAAAUCUUACAAUGUUAAUGGAAUUGAUAUCUCAAAGGUUACAUCAACAGUUUCGAAAAAAUCGCAUAUUCUUAAACCACCUAAAAUUUUUGGACUUCAUUUAUCAAGAUCAGCAUUUGAUGGACAGUCAGUUACUAGAAACUCGUGUCGUGUUGAAUUCAAAGAUAGCAUGACCUUAUCAAUUGGUAAAGAAUAUCUGGAACGAUUAAAACAUUUUCAAUCAAUUGUUCAAGAUGACGAAGAAAAACUAUUAAAAAAGCUAACAUCAUCGGUCUUAACUACUGACGAAAAUGACAUGGAGGAUGAAGAUGUUCAACGAGAUGAUUUUGAAGAAAAAGGCCCCGCAGAUGAAGAUGAAGAAGAAAUUUUAACUGAUGACGGAAGAACAACUGAGAAUGGCACCACCGAAGAAGACGAUGACGAGGACGACGAGGACGACGAAGACGACGAGGACGACGAAGACGACGAUACAUCAUCAGUUACCAGUACCGAAUCAGCAGCCCAAACAAUGACAACAGCAACCACUUUGAAAACUGGCGAAACACCAAUCGUGCCCCAACCAUCGAUUAACUCGGCCCCUAUAUCAGAGCAACAAACGGAGAAAUUGAGUCAACAUUUUAAAAAAUUCAAGUUCAAUGAUAACGACAUGUACAAGUACCGAUUAAGAGCAGUUAUCAAACAUUUGGGCUCCCAUACACAAGGGCACUACGAAUGUUAUAAGCACAAACCCCUCUAUGUAAAGGAUAAGGAUGGUAACAUUUUCAAAUUGUCGCCGGAAAUCAUGGACUUGUCAGGAAAUGUUCACUGUGAUGCCGCUCCAGUUGAAUCUGCACCAAAAGAUGACAACAGUAACUCCACCUCCAACAAUGCGUCAACAUCAUCGUUUUCUCUUGGUCGUAAGAGCUCAAUGAGGAAACUGAGUCGUUCAAUUAGUAGUGGAUCGGAUAAAGAUGACGAUGGAUUACGCUCGAAAUUCUCAAGUCUUAUGGGUAGACGUCCAUCAGUUAUUCAAGCCAAUCCUAGAAAUGUUGAAGAAAUUUUACAAACCGGAUUACAUACUCCAGCGGAAAUUUUGGUUGAUGAUCCAUUGAAAAGUAGUAAUAGUUUCGAAGAUGCAUUUGCACAACAUAAUUUCAAAGAACAACAACAGCAACAAGGACAUCAAAUUAAGUCACCGGGUGAUAAUGGACACAGUUCUACUCGUCAGCAUCCCUUAUCACAAGAAAUAAAUGGUGAUGAAGCUGAUGCAAAAGCCUCUCUAUCCGAGCCACAAAAGAAGGUCAAGAUGAAAAAGAUUAAUUCAUUAAUAUCAAAUCCUUAUUGGAGAAUUAGUGAUGGUCAAGUUAGUGAAGUUUCACGUGCAUCCGUCUUAUCUGAGGAGACAUCUGCUUACAUGUUGUAUUAUGAACGAGUUGAUAGAAAACAAAUCAAAAGAUCGCAUCGUAAAUAG
Molecule: messenger RNA, 2655 nt
Organism: Lodderomyces orthopsilosis Co 90-125
Lineage: Eukaryota; Fungi; Ascomycota; Pichiomycetes; Serinales; Debaryomycetaceae
Product: putative ubiquitin-specific protease
Exons: 1
Coding region: 1-2655 (884 amino acids)
Biological process (GO): protein deubiquitination
Cellular component (GO): cytosol; nucleus
Molecular function (GO): cysteine-type endopeptidase activity; cysteine-type deubiquitinase activity
Source: RefSeq, a predicted model, not a curated record